Molecule: messenger RNA, 1200 nt
Organism: Rhodotorula toruloides NP11
Lineage: Eukaryota; Fungi; Basidiomycota; Microbotryomycetes; Sporidiobolales; Sporidiobolaceae
Product: 30S ribosomal protein s9
Exons: 2
Coding region: 1-1200 (399 amino acids)
Biological process (GO): translation
Cellular component (GO): mitochondrial small ribosomal subunit; ribosome
Molecular function (GO): RNA binding; structural constituent of ribosome
Source: RefSeq, a predicted model, not a curated record
AUGAUGACCGCACUCGCGCAGUGCACACGGCAGCCCCUGCGCAACGCCGCAACAGGCGCACGCGCAGCCUCGACCUCGUCCCAUCAGCACCAGCACCAUCAGCCCUUCUUCCCCGUCCAGUCCUCUCCCGCGGGCCCGGUCCGACAAACUCCCAAACCCCCCUCUCACUUGUGGUACACCGCGCGCCCGACCUUCAACGCGACCGUCUCGUCCCUCGAGCGCAACCUCGUCCAGUCGCGCGCCUACCUCUUCCGCCAGGGACUGCUCCGCUCCAUCGAUCCCGACGCGCUCACGGCCAACGCAGCCAGCCCUGAAAUCGACUCGCAGGCGGGGAGGACCGUCCUCGCCCAUCCGCGCGAGAGGAAAUGGCGUGUGCCCGACGACAUGAAGGCGUACAUCGGGACGGACGGGCCGCUCAAAGCGCGCCAAUACCGCCGCCUUACGACCUUGUUGUCCAACCUCGAAGGACUCCUCCCGCACGCCCGAAUCGCAGACCGCCUCGCAGACAACCUCGCGACGAACGGCACGCCCCGACUCGUCCUCGACCCCGUCGCGCUCGCUUCCGGCCGCGCACUCGCCGGCUCAGACCCCGACCUCGUCGACUCGGUCAAGGGCGACGCGGGCGAGGGCCUGUAUGCGCAGAUCGAGACGCUGCUGGAGAGGUUCCGCAAAGUCGAGGUUGGGGGAGGCCAGGAGCGCGUGGUCGGCAAGGAGCGGAGGUUGGGACGUGUUGAUGCGUUUGGACGCGUGUAUGCGACGGGCGGGAGGAAGCAGUCUGACGCGAAGGUGUGGAUCAUCCCCGCCUCUGCCUCUGCCUCCGACGCCGCCUCGGACCCGCCCAUCGGUCGCAUCAUAGUCAACGACCGCCCCCUGGCCUCUUACUUCACGCAAGACCCUCACCGCCAAACCGUCGUCCGUCCCCUGUCGCUCACCAGCACGGUCGGCGCGUUCAACAUCUUUGCGAUCGUGCAUGGGUCCGGAAUCGCGGCGCAGAGCGAGGCGGUCGCGAAUGCGGUUAGUAAGGCUUUGGCAGAGUGGGAACGUGUCGAGUAUGAGGCGGGGAGGAGGAGCGAGCCGGAGACGACGUAUCGCGAGAUCCUCGACCGCGCCGGCUUGAUCCGCCGCGACCCGCGCAUGGUCGAGCGCAAGAAACCCGGACACGUCAAGUCGAGGAAGAUGCCGACUUGGGUCAAGCGGUGA